Miscanthus lutarioriparius is the source of this 2031-nucleotide messenger RNA. The record is from the annotation of a GenBank genome assembly. NCBI's taxonomy places the organism in Eukaryota, Viridiplantae, Streptophyta, Magnoliopsida, Poales, Poaceae.
AUGCAUGCAGGGGCAGCUGCAGGGCCGCCAAGGCUGGGCAACGCCGAAAGAGUGCGGCUGGUGGCUCAUUGCAACGACAAAGCGCCACUGGAGGAGAACAGGCAGCAGGUGCUGCUGGAGCUCACCGACACAUCUUCCACUGCCGAACGAUCCGGGCUGGACCUCGUGGCUGUCCUGGACGUCAGUGGAAGCAUGCGGGGCUGGAAGCUGGAGAAGCUGAAGACGGCCAUGAAGUUUGUCAUCAGCAAGCUCAGCCCCAUAGACCGCCUCUCCAUCGUCUCCUUCUCCACCGAGGCCAAGAGGCUGUUCCACCUGCGCUCCAUGACGGAGGCCACCAAGGCAGAGCUGACGGACAUGGUCGAAAAUCGUCUGAAUGCCAGCGGAUCCACCAACAUGGAGGCCGGCCUCGAGACCGGCCUCAAGGUGCUCGGCGGCCGCCAGCACAAAGGGGGCCGCCGCGUGGCCGCCAUCGUUCUCAUGUCCGAUGGCCAGCAGGGCCCUGGCGAUGCUACUGUUGUCCCAAUUGACGACGAUGUGGGGGCUGUCUACACGUUCGGUUUUGGUGCAGACCAGGACUCCAAGGUGCUGGAGGCGAUUGCGAGAAACAGCCAUGGAGGAACGUUCUAUGACGUCGGGGACGGGGAGAGCCUUGCCGUUCAUUUCUCGCAGAUCAUGGCCGGCCUCCUCAGCGUCGUGGUCCAGGACCUCCAGCUCACCGUGUGGGAAACCACAGGCCACUCCAGGAUAGACGACAACAGGGUGGACGCCGGGUGCUACCCCAAGGACACCGACAACCGUGCCCGCUCGGUCACAGUAACAUUCGGCUAUCUCUACAGCGGGGAAGUGCGCAAGGUUAUGGUUGACCUCCUUCUCCCUGCAGUCCAACGAGAUACGCAAGGAAGAGUCUACUACUCCCCUCGCGAUCGCCUGAGAUGCUUUAUACGCCGCACCGGAUCUGCCAGCCCGUACGCCAAGACACUGGAGGUGAAGGCCGAGCUGGUCCGUCGCCGCCAUUCAAAGAUAUUGGAGGAGGCAAGUGGGAUGAACGAGGACCUGCACGGCGCUCGCCGCAAGUUGCUGGAGGCUCAGGUGGCACUGGACGCUGAGCCGUCGUCGCACCCUUUGUUCGCCAUCCUCAAGGCCGAGCUGGAGAAGCUCCUCACGCUGACAACGUGGAAGGAGCUCCUCGCCUGCCUGCUGGCGUCCGUGAGGUCGCACCUUACCCAGCGCUACGCGGGGAGGCACGACGUCAGCGUACGGAUAUUCGCCACGGAGCGCAUGGAAACGUACAUGGAUCAGGCAAGCAAGUUUGAGGAGGACCCCGACAAGCUGCCGCCAUCGGUGGACGACGACGUCCAGGCGGAGGCAGAGAUGGUCAAGAGGACAUGGGUGCCGCAACGGUCACCGGAGCAACGGGGGACCUCGAGGAUAUGGGCGGGGUCGCGUGAGCGCAGCAGCUCCGGCUGGGCGUGGGCGACGGUCCUCGCGUGCACGGCGCUGGCCGUCGGCGUCAUCCUGGCCGGCGUCGCGGUGUUCGCCGUGUACCUCCUCUACAGGCCCAGCAUGCCGUACCUGGCGGUCUCCGACGCGCACCUGGAACGGCUGGAGUACGGCCAGGACGGCGCCAUAGACUACCUUCAGGCGUCCAUCACCGUUCUGGCCGUGAACAACAACUCCAAGACCGACGCCUCCUUCUCCAGCAUGGACCUCGUCCUGGGGUUCCACGGCGCCGACGUGGCGCUCCUGCGGGCGCAGCCGUUCGUGGUGCCGCGAGAGAGCUCGCUGCCGCUGCUGUACCGUGUCGUGUCGGCGGGGCGGGCGCUGGAUGCUGCCGGGAUGCAGGCAAUGGACGAGGCGCUCAAGGCGGGCGUGGUGCCGUUCGACCUGUUCGGCAAGGCGCGCACGCGGUGGAAGGUGGGAGUCUUUGCCAACCUCCGGUUUUGGAUGCGCAUCUCCUGCCGCCUCCGCUUCUUCUUCCCCAGUAACGGCACUGUCAUGCCAACCGAUCGGGACAAAUGCCGCUCAAGGUAG